This is a messenger RNA of Bufo gargarizans (Asiatic toad), 12919 nucleotides long. RefSeq names its product huntingtin (gene HTT). The record is from RefSeq and is a predicted model, not a curated record. Gene Ontology annotation, cellular component: cytoplasm; nucleus. Lineage: Eukaryota; Metazoa; Chordata; Amphibia; Anura; Bufonidae.
CAUUGGCUGGGAGAGGUGAAGCGGGUUAGGCUACGGCCGGAGCUGUCAUUGAUGAUUCCUCCCGGUGCUGGCGGCUGGUGAUGGCGGUUAGUGAGCUGGUGACAGUGCGGUGGCGGAGCGUGGGGUCCGUGGAGUGAGCUCUGCAGGCCGGUGGUCCGGUGACGGAGAGAAGCCGGUCGCGGCCUUGUUUGUGCGGCUGAAGGAACAUGGCCACCAUGGAGAAGCUGAUGAGAGCCUUCGAAUCCCUGAAAUCCUUCCAGCAGCAGGGACCGGCGGUGGCGGAGGAGCCGGUGCACAAGCCGAAGAAAGAUCCUUCUACGAACAAGAAAGAUCGCGUGACUCAUUGUCUGACGAUAUACGAGAACAUUGUGGCUCAGUCUCUCAGGAAUUCUCCAGAGUUCCAGAAGUUGCUUGGUAUUGCCAUGGAGCUCUUCCUCCUGUGCAGUGACGACGCGGAGUCUGACGUCAGGAUGGUGGCGGAUGAAUGCCUCAACAAAGUGGUAAAAGCUUUGAUGGACUCCAAUCUCCCGCGGCUGCAGCUGGAGCUGUACAAAGAGAUAAAGAAGAAUGGCGCACCUCGGAGCCUCAGGGCUGCCCUGUGGAGGUUUGCUGAGUUGGCGCACCUUGUACGACCACAAAAGUGCAGACCUUACCUGGUGAACCUACUUCCUUGCCUCACGAAGAUAUCCAAACGUCAGGAAGAAUCGGUACAAGAGACCCUGGCUGCUGCUGUCCCAAAGAUCAUGGCUGCCUUUGGUAACUUUGCCAAUGAUCAUGAAAUCAAGGUUUUGCUGAAAGCGUUUAUAGCCAAUCUGAAAUCUAGCUCUCCCACAAUCCGACGCACAGCAGCUGGUUCUGCCGUCCACAUCUGUCAGCAUUCCCGGCGAACGCAGUAUUUCUACGCUUGGCUUCUCAACGUACUGCUGGGUUUGUUGGUUCCUGUUGAGGAUGAACGCCCUACUCUUUUGAUUCUGGGCGUCCUGUUAACACUACGCUAUCUAAUACCACUACUACAGCAGCAGGUGAAGGACACCAGUCUGAAAGGAAGCUUUGGGGUGACGCGGAAAGAGGCCGAAAUCUCCCCUUCAGUGGAGCAGCUAACACAGAUUUAUGAACUGACGUUACAUUACACCCAACACCGGGAUCAUAAUGUGGUGACGGGAGCUCUGGAGCUGCUGCAGCAGAUGUUCAGGACACCUCCCAUCGAGCUCCUCCAUGUUCUGACCGCGUCCGGAGGCAUCCCACAUGUCAGCGUGUGCCGAGAUGAAGCGCGCGGCCGCAGUCGUAGUGGGAGCAUUGGAGAGCUCAUAGGUAAACUCCACCUGGGUGAAGAGGAAGGCUUAGAAGAUGAUACAGAAGCGAAGUCCGAAGUCCCCGCUGCUCCCCGCUGCUCGUCCGGCGUUAAGAGCGAAGAAUCGUCUGAUACAGGAGCGUCUUCUGGCGCUCCUGCUGCUACCUCUUCUAUAGACUCUACAACUCACGAUAUUAUAACAGAACAGCCGCGGUCACAGCACACCCUGCAGUCCGAUUCUGUGGACCUCAGCAGCUCUGACCUGGCCAGCACAGUAACCGAAGGCGAGGAGGAGGACAUGUUAAGUCGCAGCUCAAGUCAAAUCAGCACUGUCCAGUCUGACCCAAAUACGGACUUAAACGAGGGAACCACUCGGGCUUCCUCCCCAGUGAGCGAUAGCUCACAAACCACCACAGAAGGUCCAGAUUCUGCUGUGACCCCUUCGGACAGUUCGGAAAUUGUGAUCGAUGGCACUGAGAACCAGUAUUCUGGGAUGCAGAUAGGACAGCUUCAGGAUGAGGAAGACGAAGGGGCAAUCAUUCCCCAGGGAGAGCCAGCCGAUCGUUUUACAAACCCGUCUCUUGGUCUUAACCAGAGUCACCUGUUAAAGACCAUAGGCCACAGCCGCCAGUCCUCUGAUAGCAGCGUUGAUCGCUUUGUCGCCAAAGAGGAAGUGGUGGAGCCAGGAGACCUAGAAAAUAAGCCUUCAAGGAUAAAGGGGGAUAUUGGACACUACACGGACGAUGAUUCUGAACCCCUUGUUCACUGCGUGCGUCUGUUAUCUGCUUCCUUCCUGCUGACUGGACAGAAGGGGGCCAUGGUUCCAGACCGGGCGGUGCGGGUCAGUGUGAAGGCGCUGGCGCUGAGCUGUGUCGGAGCCGCUGUCGCUCUGCACCCAGAAGCUUUCUUCAGCAGGCUUUACAAACUGCAGCCAGAGAGUUUAGACCAUCCAGAAAUGCAAUAUGUGUCCGAUAUCCUGAGCUACAUCGAUCAUGGAGAUCCUCAGGUUAGAGGAGCCACGUCCCUUCUGUGCGGCACCAUUGUCUACUCCAUACUCAACAAGUCCCGAUACAAUGCAGAGCAUUGGGUGACUGUCGUUAAGAACCGCACAGGAAAUAACUUUUCUCUGGAAGAUUGCAUUCCGUUAUUGCAAAAAUCCCUUAAAGAUGAAUCGUCAGUGACAUGCAAGAUGGCUUGUGCAGCGGUCAGGCACUGCAUAUCCAGUUUAUGUUGUAGUACAUACAGCGAGCUCGGUUUACAGUUGAUGGUAGAUCUGCUCACACUUAAGAACAGUUCCUACUGGCUGGUGAGGACGGAGCUCUUGGAAACGCUUGCGGAAAUAGAUUUCCGGCUGGUCAGCUUCUUGGAAGGCCGAGCAGACGGAGAACAUAGAGGCGUCCAUUCUUACACUGGGUUGCUGCAUCUUCAGGAGCGAGUAUUAAAUGAAGUCAUCAUAAGCCUUCUAGGAGAUGAAGAUGCUCGAGUGAGACACGUCGCCGCAGCCUCAUUAGCUCGGUCAGUUCCAAAGUUUUUUUACAGCUGCGAUCAAGGUCAGGCCGAUCCUGUGGUAGCCGCCGCUCGAGACCAGAGUAGUGUUUACCUGAAGCUCCUCAUGCACGAGACUCAGCCGGCAUCUCACUUUUAUGUCAGUACCAUCACCAGGAUCUACAGAGGGUACAAUAUCGUUCAGGGUCCGACAGAUGUCAGUAUGGAGAAUAACUUGUCCAAGGUGAUCACGGCAGUCUCCCAUGCAUUAACCACAUCGACCACACGAGCCCUUACGUUUGGUUGCUGUGAAGCUCUAUGUCUGCUGUCACUGCAGUUUCCAGUAUGUACAUGGAGUGUUGGCUGGCAUUGUGGGUACAUCAUAUCCUCUGGUGCCCAGGCCUCACGGAUCCAGGUGUACAAGAACAGAGGACGGUCCUUCAGCAUUUCCCAGCAGAGUCCCUCCGAGGAGCCUCGUAAGAGUUGUACUGCCGGCAUGGCCAACAUGAUCUUGUCGCUGCUGUCGUCCGCCUGGUUCCCCCUUGAUCUCUCUGCUCAUCAGGAUGCAUUGAUCCUCACUGGAAACCUGUUGGCAGCUACUGCUCCUAAAUCACUGAAAAACCCAUGGACCCCCGAGGAUGAAGCUAACCAGCCAACUAACAAACAGGAGGAGCCAUGGCCUGCCCUCAGCGACCGCUCAAUAGUCAGUAUGGUGGAUCAGCUGUUCAUUCACUUACUGAAGGCCAUCAACAUCUGUGCUCAUGUGAUUGAUGACGUCACUCCUGGCCCCGUAGUAAAGGCGACACUACCAUCUCUUACCAACCCGCCUUCUUUAAGUCCCAUACGACGAAAAGGAAAAGAUAAGGAAAGUGCAGAGCAAACAGCGGUACCAUUAAGCCCAAAGAAAUCCACUGAUGCCACUCCAGCUUCUAGACAGACAGAUGCUUCAGGUCCAGCUCAAGCAAGCAAAUCUCUUGGCAGCUUUUACCAUCUUCCUUCAUAUUUGAAACUAUACGACGUAUUGAAAGCCACAUACGCCAACUACAAGGUGACCCUGGACCUUCAGAAUAACAAUGAGAAGUUUGGAAGUUUCCUGCGCGCUGCCCUGGAUGUUCUGUCACAGAUUUUGGAACUUGCUACACUAAAUGAUAUUGGCAAGUGCGUUGAAGAAAUCCUGGGUUAUCUUAAAUCCUGUUUCAGCCGUGAACCGGUGAUGGCGACUGUCUGCGUGCAGCAGCUAUUAAAGACGCUUUUUGGGACUAACUUGGCAUCACAGUUCGAGGCUUUAUCUUCUAACCCGGGUAAAUCACAAGGCAAGGCUCAGCGCUUGGGCUCCUCUAACCUGCGACCUGGCUUGUACCAUUACUGCUUCAUGGCACCCUACACGCAUUUCACUCAGGCCCUGGCUGAUGCAAGUCUACGAAAUAUGGUUCAAGCCGACCAAGAGCAGGACACAUCGGGAUGGUUUGAUGUUCUCCAGAAAGUUUCUUCCCAGCUCAAGAACAGCAUUACCACCGUUACUAAGCAUCGGGCUGACAAGAAUACUAUUCAUAAUCACAUUCGCCUAUUUGAGCCCUUGGUGAUCAAAGCCUUGAAGCAGUACACCACCACUACAUCAGUGCAGCUUCAGAGACAAGUGCUCGACCUUCUAGCCCAACUUGUCCAGCUUCGUGUCAACUACUGCCUGCUGGAUUCUGACCAGGUCUUUAUUGGUUUUGUUCUAAAGCAGUUUGAGUAUAUCGAAGUGGGUCAGUUCAGGGAAUCAGAAGCCAUCAUCCCGAAUGUAUUCUUCUUCCUGGUACUACUGUCCUAUGAGCGCUACCAUUCCAAACAGAUCAUUGGCAUUCCCAAAAUCAUCCAGCUGUGUGAUGGCAUAAUGGCCAGUGGGAGAAAAGCUGUGACCCACGCUAUUCCAGCACUGCAGCCCAUAGUCCAUGACCUAUUUGUAUUAAGGGGAGCAAAUAAAGCUGAUGCAGGAAAAGAGCUGGAGACUCAGAAGGAAGUUGUGGUGUCAAUGCUGCUCCGACUGAUCCAGUAUCAUCAGGUACUGGAGAUGUUCAUCUUGGUGCUGCAGCAGUGCCACAAGGAGAAUGAAGAUAAGUGGAAGAGGUUGUCCCGACAGAUAGCUGACGUUAUCUUACCCAUGUUGGCAAAGCAGCAGAUGCACAUAGACUCUCACGAAGCACUGGGGGUGUUGAAUAGUUUAUUCGAAACAUUGGCCCCUUCGGCCCUACGUCCUGUAGACAUGCUGUUGAGAAGUAUGUUCGUCAUUCCGUACACUAUGGCCUCCGUGAGCACCGUCCAGUUAUGGAUCUCUGGCAUCCUGGCGAUUCUCCGUGUCCUUAUCUCACAGUCCACAGAGGACAUUGUCCUGUCCCGGAUCCAGGAGCUGUCCUUCUCACCUCUCCUGAUAUCAUGUCAGAACAUCACUCGAUUGAGGGACAAUACCCAUCAAAACUCAGAAGAAGAUGCUGAGCUGAACCAGAUCACAGUUCCUCCAGAGGAAACCUUUUCACGCUUCCUGUUACAGCUGGUGGGAAUACUCCUGGAGGAUAUAGUGCACAAGGAGCUGAAGGUGGACAUGAGUGAACAGCAGCAUACGUUUUACUGCCAGCAGCUGGGAACCCUCCUCAUGUGCCUGGUCCACAUCUUCAAAUCUGGAACUUUCCGAAGAAUCACGAGUGCUGCCACGAGACUGUUCAAGGGCAGCGGCGACAAUGGCACCUUCUACACGCUGGAGAGCCUGAGUGACCUGGUGGAGUCCAUGUUUCCCACCCAUCCUUCUCUAGUUCUUCUCUGGUGUCAGUUUCUGCUGCUGAUUGACUACACGAACUACAGCUGGUGGUCAGAAGUCCACCAGACCCUCAAGAGAAACAACCUGUCCAGCACCAAACUGUUGCUGAGCCCUCAGAUAUCUACAGACAGCGAGGAGGCAGAGCCGCAGUCCAAGCUGGGCAUGUGUAACCGGGAGAUAGUCCGCCGGGGGGCCCUCAUCCUGUUCUGUGACUAUGUGUGUCAGAACUUGCACGAUUCGGAGCAUCUGACCUGGCUGAUCGUGAACCAUGUGCAGGAUCUGAUCUACUUAUCCCAUGAGCCCCCGGUGCAGGACUUCAUUAGUGCGAUACACAGGAACUCCGCUGCCAGCGGCCUCUUCAUCCAAGCCAUCCAGUCCCGCUGUGAGAACUUGGCCACCCCGACCUCCCUGAAGAAGACGCUGCAGUGUCUGGAAGGCAUUCAUCUUAGCCAGUCUGGUGCAGUGUUAACACUGUAUAUCGACAAGCUCCUGUGCACCCCGUUCCGUGUGCUGGCCCGCAUGGUGGACACGCUGGCGUGUCGUCGGGUCGAAAUGCUGCUGGCUGCUACUCCACAGAAUAGCAUGUGUCAGCUACCUGUAGAAGAGCUGGACAGGAUGCAGGAGUAUCUGCAGAGCAGUGCAUUAGCUCAAAGGCACCAAAGACUUUAUUCUCUGCUGGACAGAUUUCGGUCAACUGUAGCACCAGAAACAAUCAGCCCAUUACCUCUAGUGACCUCUCACCCGCUGGACGGGGAAAAUCCUCCACAGCUGGAGACCUUGGAACCUGAUGAGGCUUGGUACGUGUCUCUGGUCCGCUCGCAGUGUUAUACACACUCCGAUUCUGCACUGCUGGAAGGAGCAGAAUUGGUGAAUAGGAUCCCUCCCUCAGAGCGUCUCUCCUUCAUGACCAGCAAGGAGUUUAAUUUGAGCCUACUUGCCCCCUGCUUGUCGCUGGGAGUGAACCAAAUGUUAGGGGAUCAGAACAGCACUUUCUUUGAAACCACAAGGUCUGUGGUCCUGGAUCUCAUCUCGCAGACUGUUCAGCAGCUUCCAGCCACUCAUCAGCUCUUUCAGCCUCUGCAGCCCAUGGAUGGGAGCUCCUACUGGGAGAAGCUUAGCCUGGUGUUAGGUGAUGCUGAAGUCUACUACUCCCUUGUCACCCUCUGUCGAGCGCUGGCGCAGUUUUUGCUGUCUCUCCCGAAAAUACCUCCAUCCCUGCAUAUAACUCCAGAGAAGGAAGCGGACGUUGUGAAGUUUGUGGUGAUGUCGGUGGAGGCGGUGUCCUGGCAUCUCGUCCAUGAACAGAUCCCGUUGAGCGUGGAUCUCCAGGCAGUACUGGAUUGCUGCUGUCUGACCCUCCAGCAGCCCGUCCUGUGGAAUCUGCUGGCCUCUGCAGAGUACAUGACACACGCCUGUUCACUCAUCAGCUGCACACGCUUCAUUAUAGAGGCCGUUGCAGUCAAACCUGGGGAGCAACUACUGAGCCCUGAAAGGAAAAAAAACAAUUUAGAUGAUGAGACCGCGGCAGAUGAGGCGGAAUCGGACACAACAGGCGCAGCAUUUGUCAGGACCGCCUGCGUGAUGAUGUCUGAGAUGGUGGAUUCCCUGCAGACCGUUCUGUUAUUUGGGCACAAGAGAAAUGUUAACAUAGCGGCAUUCCUGACGCCGGUCUUCAGAAAUAUAAUCAUCAGCCUGGCCCGAUUACCUAUAGUCAACAGCUAUACAAGAGUACCCCCACUGGUGUGGAAGCUGGGCUGGUCCCCUAAAACAGGAGGAGAAUUCGGAACAUCACUCCCCGAGAUCCCUGUUGAGUUCUUGCAAGAAAAGGAAGUGUUUAAAGAAUUCAUCUACCGCAUAAACACACUGGGAUGGACGAGCCGGACUCAGUUUGAGGAGACGUGGGCCACUCUGCUCGGCGUGCUGGUGACUCAGCCCAUUGUAAUGGACCAAGAAGAAAGUCAGCAAGAGGAGGACACAGAAAGAACUCAAAUAAAUGUCCUGGCGGUCCAAGCCAUCACAUCGCUUGUGCUGAGCGCUAUGACCAUUCCAUCCGCCGGCAACCCAGCCAUCAGUGCCCUGGAGCAACAGCCGCGGAACAAGGCCCUAAAAGCGCUCGACACCAGAUUUGGACGGAAGCUGAGCGUUGUUAGAGGAAUCGUGGAGCAGGAAAUCCAAGCAAUGGUAUCGAAAAGGGACAAUAUCGCCACCCACCACGCGUAUCAAGCUUGGGACCCUGUGCCCUGUUUAUCUGCAGCAACCACAGGUGCUCUGAUCAGUCACGAGAAGCUGUUACUGCAGAUCAAUACAGAACGUGAGAUCGGGAGCAUGCGCUAUAAGCUCGGCCAAGUCUCUAUCCAUUCUGUCUGGCUGGGAAAUAACAUUACGCCUCUUAGACAAGAGGAGCUCGACGAAGAAGAGGAAGAUGAGAGUGAUGUCCCAGCCCCAUCUUCACCACCAACUUCUCCUAUAAACUCCAGAAAACAUCGCGCUGGUGUGGACAUACAUUCCUGCUCACAAUUUCUUCUCGAGCUCUACAGCCAGUGGGUUCUACCUUCUAAUACAGGCAAGAAGACCCCAGUCAUCCUGAUAAGUGAGGUGGUGAGAUCGUUACUGGCAGUGUCUGAUCUGUUCACCGAGAGAAAUCAGUUUGAGAUGAUGUACACGGCUUUAACCGAGCUCCAUAAACAGCACCCGUGUGAGGAUGAAAUUCUCAUCCAGUAUCUAGUGCCUGCAAUCUGCAAAGCUGCCGCCGUGCUGGGAAUGGACAAGGCUAUAGCGGAGCCAGUCAGCCGCCUCCUGGAGUCCACACUGCGGAGCACUCACAUGCCCAGCCGCAUCGGAGCGCUGCACGGUGUCCUUUACGUGCUGGAGUGCGACCUGCUGGAUGACACGGCCAAACAGCUCAUUCCUAUCAUCAGUGACUAUCUACUCUCCAAUCUAAGGGGCAUUGCACACUGUGUCAAUCUCCAUAAUCGGCAGCACGUUCUGGUCAUGUGCGCAGCCGCAUUCUAUAUGAUAGAAAACUACCCCCUGGAUGUUGGGCCGGAGUUCACUGCAGGCAUCAUACAGAUGUGUGGUGUGAUGGUGUCCGGGAGUGAUGAAUCCACCCCAUCCAUGAUCUACCACUGUGUCCUGAGGGGUCUGGAGCGUCUCCUACUCUCUGAGCAGCUCUCUAGGUUGGAUGGGGAAGCACUGGUGAAACUGAGCGUGGACAGAGUCAAUAUGCACAGUCCUCACAGAGCCAUGACUGCUUUAGGCCUGAUGCUGACCUGCAUGUACACAGGAAAAGAGAAGUUCAGCCCAGGACGCACGGCAGAGCCAAGUCCUGCAGCACCCGACAGCGAGUCCGUCAUCGUAGCCAUGGAGCGGGUGUCUGUGCUGUUUGACAGGAUACGGAAAGGAUUCCCAUUUGAGGCCAGAGUGGUGGCAAGAAUCCUCCCGCAGUUCUUGGAUGAUUUCUUCCCACCUCAGGACGUGAUGAACAAGGUCAUCGGGGAGUUUUUAUCCAACCAGCAGCCCUACCCGCAGUUCAUGGCCACCGUUGUUUACAAGGUGUUUCAGACGCUACACGCCACAGGACAGUCCUCUAUGGUGCGCGACUGGGUCAUGUUAUCCCUCUCGAACUUCACGCAGAGGACGCCGGUCGCCAUGGCAAUGUGGAGCCUCUCCUGCUUCUUCGUCAGCGCUUCAACCAGCAAGUGGAUCUCUGCAAUUUUACCGCACGUGAUCAGCAGAAUGGGCAAAUCGGAGCCCGUGGACAUCAACCUGUUCUGCUUAGUGGCCAUAGACUUUUACAAGCAUCAGAUAGAUGAAGAACUGGACCGCAGAGCCUUUCAGUCGGUGUUUGAGCUGGUGGCGGCCCCCGGGAGCCCCUAUCACAGUCUGUUGACGUGCUUACAGAAUGUGCACAAGGUUACCGUCUUCUAAGCACUUUUAUGGGCGAGGCUGGCAUUUACCAACAGAAGCAGAGACGGCAACACGAGGGACGGCCCUGCGCCUGUACCGACAUCUCCUCCGCGGUCCUGAACGCUCUCGCCCAACCCCACCCCGGAGUCUCCGAGACUCGCACUCUGCUCUGAAUGUCGCUUCUUGUAAAUAUGUUCUGAUCGCAGUUAGUUUUUUUUUUUUCUUUCUUUCUUUCUUUCUUUAAUACAGUGAAUGUAAAUGUCCUGUUCAUCGACACGUUGUACUCCUGGGAGUCUGUGACAACACAAACCUGCACCAGUCGGUCGUUGUACUCGCCCACCUCCCCUUAGGAUACAUUAGUAACACUUUGUGGAGUGUCCCGACAGUGGCACAUGGAACCGCGUCAUUAGCCUCAAGUGACGGCCACGUGUGACAAGUAUUAACGGAGGGUGACGUCUUUAAAGCCCACCUCCACUGCUGCGACUGCAGACACAUACUGUAAUGAGUAUUUAAAAAGUGUGUUACCGGUAAUUGCUGUGUUUGCAGCCGCUCCACCAUUAGUGUAUUCUUCAGACUGUGAUUUUUCAGGUUGCCCGGUAACUAGUGUUGAGUGAACUUGUGUUUGAAGUUCGGCGUCUAAAGUUCGGGUUCAGGUUAUCGAAGAAUCACGUUAUGGAUUCCGCUACCACGGACCGUAACGGAAUUUAGAAUCCACAACGCGAUUCUUCGAUAACCUGAACUUUAGACGCCGGACUUAAAACGCAAGUUCGCUCAACACUACCGGUAACCACUCAACAUCCUGUCUGGGUGACUACCAUUUGAGCGCACGUACAGGAAGUUGCACCUUAUUUAGACUGUACAGAAAAAUCAAGGCAAUGGCUGGCGCAGAAAGUGAUGGGAAAUAUGUGCCCCCCCCCCUGUAUACUGAGGGAGACUGGGGGGGCGAGACGAGACGUAGCAGAGGAUGAUGGGUGUUCACGUCAGCUACAUGUUGUACUCCUGCAACUGGAAAGGUUGUGUUGCUUUUCCAGCAGACCUGGGGCAUCUGUGUGUAACGGGCAUUGCAGUAAUCUCCUGAUCUCCUUCCCUUAAUUUCAGUAUAAUUGGUUUUAACUCUUUCUAUGCCAUGUAAGAUAUGUAUAAUUGUAAAACCUACUGCUCCAAUUACAAAGCCACUCUGCUUUCUUGUCAUUUUGUGGCCCAAACAAAAAAGAGAUUUUGUCAUCCCAUUAAAAAAAAGUUAAUAGAAGUGGUCACAGGGCUGGAUCCACGGAGGGCGAGAUGUCAUGUUUUAUUAUAUGGAUGCUCCGCGUCAAAUUGUUUUUACUUGCGUUUAUGGAAUUGGCUAAAAGUGACGGCACCUAAAGGGGAAUUCUAAUUAAAACUAUAUUCUGAUAGAAAUCAUAAGGGGUCAGGUGCUUCACAGCAGAUCGGGUCUGUUAUUUUUAAGAAUCGGGGUUGUCUUGGCAACGUAACCUCCACCAAUGUGAUAUUAUGAAUAUAGAGUCUGACAACAUAGGGUUUGUUUGUAGUCUGUAACCACGGAGACACACAGGUCUCUACAUAGGAGCUGUAUACACAACACGGUAGGCUAAAAGUGUACAUACCCUAAAAACUGCACUGAAAGCAGAAACUGCUCGUGUACUUUAUUAAAUUUUUUUUAUUAAUUUGUUUUGUACUUUCAAAAAAAUGUAAGGGAAUGUGUCAUCAAAAAAAUGACCUACAGUUUAAAUCAUGUUUUUUUGUUAAACAUAUAUUUUUUUGAAUUUUUGAUGUUUUUUUAAUAAUUUUUGGCCAAAGUCAGAAUGAACAGCAGCUUACCUCAUUGACUUCUGUAGGGGAAUUUCUAGGCAUGCUCUGUGACCUGUGCAGAGGUCAGGAGGGAGUAGAUGAGCUGUAAUAUCACCUGUUAUGUAUUGUUAUCUAAAUAGUUACCUAUAUAUAGAUAAUAUCUGUCAUUGUAAUCCUGACUGUGAUGAUAAUACGAUGGCUACUGAAAAGUGACCUAUACAGAACAGGAAGCCUAAACAUAUUAUUAGGCCCAGGGGUCAGUGCAAAAACUGCAGGAUUUUUAGUGUAUAUUUAUUUUUAACUUAGAUAAUGGUAUGGAAAAUUAAAACUAAAAUCACCAUAAAUUCUAAAAAUAUAUUUAACAUAAAAGCAUGAUUUAAAUAAUUGAUCAUUUUCUGGUGACCCGUUCCCUUUAAUUGUUAAUAUGAAUUGAAGACCUUACUUACUGAAAGUCUGGAGGCAGGACAUAAGAAACCAGCUGUAUGUGUGUAGAGGUGGCUGUGCUUGUGCAGCGCUCUCCAUUCACUUCUAUGGGACUUCCAGAAAUAGCGGCGCGCGCUCUCAGCUAUUUUCAGAAGUCUUAUAGACGUGAAUAGAGAGCGCUGCGCAUGCGAAACCACAGUGCCUGCUUCCGCUACAGGCACUAUCUUUACAUGUAGAAUUUGCCAGCCAGAAUGACUUAAAAAUUUUAAUUUUUAAUUCAUUAAUUUUAAAUAUCUAACAGCGCAUUUAACAUUUCGUAUUCCUGCUCCUGCGCUGGGUGGUUUGUUACAUGUCCACUGGAUCCCAUUAGGCAAUCACAACACGGCUCUCAUUUGUAUGACAUUAUUCGCAGUAGGGCCUAUGACAACCCUAACCUUGCGGAACUUAUAGGGCUCCUAUAAGUCUUUCUUAUAGGAGGCCUGAAACCUUUCUGGAAGACUUGUUUACAGGGAUGACGACAACAUGAAAACCUACCACAUAACUAUGGAGACCUGCUCCCUUCCUGAAUCUACUUCCCUGACCCUUCAGUUUUUAAAAAUCUGCAGCAUGCUCAUCUGUUGCGGGUUUGUGACCGAUUUUACCACUUUCCAUGCAAAUCUGCUGCAAGAUCCACGGUGGAUCCGGACCCUGAGUACAGCAAGUGUAAGAGUGGGAGCCGCUCUGUCCAGUCCCCUGUACAGCUCGUAUCCCGUCAGCCAUCUCCAUGGGACUUGGUCCCUGCAUGUUGUUUUGGGCCCAUUCAUUCCCUCUUAAGGCCUCAUGAACACGACCGUUCCGUGCAUUGGGGACCGCAACUUGAAUGGAUCCGUCCGCAGCGCAAAAGAAAAAUAGAACAUGUUCGGACAGAAACACCACGGAAGAACUCCGUAGUGCUUCCGUGCAAGUGAAUGGGUCCACCUCCGUGAUGCGGGGAGCACACAGCCGGUGCCCGCAUAUUGGCCAGACAACGGCCGUGUGCAUGAGGCCUAACCCAUAACUCAACUCGCGUUCUUCCGGCAUUUCAUGGAACCAGACCACUUUGUAAUCUUCCCUGGACUAUGAUGGGAAAUCACCGGAGUCCGAACGCUGUUUGUUUUCAAAGUAUAACAGAGAAUAUAUUACGAUGUAUGUUUAAAUUAAAGAUUGCUGGUUAUAUUGCACAUGAGAAUUAAAGAAUUGUUCAAUCGUCA